Messenger RNA from Cyanistes caeruleus (blue tit), 913 nucleotides. The record is from RefSeq and is a predicted model, not a curated record. Lineage: Eukaryota; Metazoa; Chordata; Aves; Passeriformes; Paridae.
AUUUGGGGAUUUUGGGCCCCAAUCCCGCGUUUUUCCCGUUCCCAGAUCAUCCGAACCUUCCGGAUCGAGACCCGCAAAGCCUCCAAGGCCGUGGCCCGGCGCAAGAACUGGAAGAAAUUCGGGAAUUCCGAGUUCGACGCCCCCGGGCCCAACGUGGCCACGACGACCGUGAGCGACGACGUCUUCAUGACCUUCAUCACCAGCAAGGAGGACCUGAACUGCCAGGAGGAGGAGGACCCCAUGAACAAGCUGAAGGGACAGAAGAUCGUGUCCUGCCGCAUCUGCAAGGGCGACCACUGGACCACGCGCUGCCCCUACAAGGACACGCUGGGGCCCAUGCAGAAGGAGCUGGCCGAGCAGCUGGGGCUGUCCACGGGCGAGAAGGAGAAACUCCCGGGGGGUGAGAACCUGAAUCCCUGUUUUUUUGGGAAUUUUGGGGAUUUUUCCCGGUUUUUCCCUGGUUUUUAUGUGGUUCUGUCGCUGUGGUGGCCCCAAGGUCGCUGUGGUGGCCCCGGGCAGGAGGAGCUGGCCGAGCAGCUGGGGCUGUCCACGGGCGAGAAGGAGAAGCUCCCGGGGGCCCGUUUUUUCCCGUUUUCCCGUGUUUUGAGCCCGUUUUCCCCGCAGGGUUUCGCCUUCAUCAGUUUCCACCGGCGCGAGGACGCUGCCAGAGCCAUCGCCGGCGUCUCCGGCUUCGGCUACGACCACCUGAUCCUCAACGUGGAGUGGGCAAAGCCUUCGACCAACUGAGCCGGGUCUGGCGGAUCCCAGCGGAUCCCAACGGAUCCCAGCUCAUCCCAACGGAUCCCAACGGAUCCAAACGGAUCCCGACAGAUCCCAACGGAUCCCAACGGAUCCCAGCUCAUCCCAGUUUGGCUCCAGUGGAUCCCAGUUCAAUAAAAGCUCCACUUCCGCA